AUUCAAUCGGCUGAUCUAAAAGUCAUAGCUAGGUUUAGAAUUCCGAUAAGGUAGCAAGAAGAGUAGAGGUGAACUGCGUGCCGAAGAUUGAGCUCGGAGCCGUGUAAUAUCGACGGGAAACAUGGCUGGUGCAACGCCAAGCAGCAGCUCCUGUCUGCCGCCGCCAGCUGCGCUCGUCGACCGCACCCUCCACGCCCUCGGCUUCCGUUUCACGCACAUCUCGCCGGGAAAAGUCGCCGGCCGGCUCAAGGUCACCGAGACAUGUUGCCAGCCGUUCAACUUGCUGAACGGCGGAGUGUCGGCUCUGGUGGCGGAGUCGUUGGCGAGUUUGGGUGCAUACGUGGCGUCGGAUUUCCAGCAAGUGGCGGGCGUGCAGCUCUCCACCAACCAUGUCAAGGCGGCUCUGCUAGGGGAAGAGGUGGAGGCGGAAGCAUGCCCAAUCCAUGUCGGCAGGACAAUCCAAGUUUGGGAGGUGCAGAUACGGAAGAUGGACUCCUCGACCUCAGGGAGAAAUGUAUUAGUCUCAUCUUCAAAGGUCACCAUCUUAUGCAAUCGGCAAACUUCCCAGGCGCACAAGGAUUAUGAAGACACUAUCAAGAAGUAUGCAAAGCUGUAAUUUUCUUCUUUCUUGUUUAGACAAGCAUCACUUGAUUUGGGGUUCUGGCUGGAAUA
Molecule: messenger RNA, 672 nt
Organism: Zingiber officinale
Lineage: Eukaryota; Viridiplantae; Streptophyta; Magnoliopsida; Zingiberales; Zingiberaceae
Product: 1,4-dihydroxy-2-naphthoyl-CoA thioesterase 1-like
Exons: 3
Coding region: 122-616 (164 amino acids)
Biological process (GO): phylloquinone biosynthetic process
Cellular component (GO): peroxisome
Molecular function (GO): 1,4-dihydroxy-2-naphthoyl-CoA thioesterase activity
Source: RefSeq, a predicted model, not a curated record